AUGUCUUCUGGCAAGCAGUUCACUCUCUACGGCGGGGUCAUCGGGCCCAACCCUCUGAAGGUCGCUGUUGCACUCGAGGAGCUCGGGCUGCAGUACAACGUCGGUGAGGUCAACAUCUGGGCCGGCGAGCAGAAGAAACCGGAGUACCUCAAGCUGAACCCCAACGGGCGCGUUCCCACCCUCGUCGACCACAGCAACGGAGACUUCACCAUCUGGGAAUCGGACGCGAUCCUGCUGUAUCUCGUCGAGAACUACGACAAGGAGCACAAGCUCAGCGUCGCGGACGUCAACGAGAAGUUCAAGCUCAUCCAGUGGCUCUUCUUCCAGUCCUCCGGCCAGGGACCAUACUUCGGCCAGGCGGUGUGGUUCAUGAAGUACCACCAGGAGAAGAUCCCGAGCGCGGUCGAGCGCUACCAGAAGGAGAUCCUCCGCGUGUUCGGCGUGCUCGAGAGCGUCCUCUCCAAGCAGGAGUGGCUUGUCGGCGGGCACAUCACUGUCGCUGACCUUUCGUUCAUCACCUGGACCGAGAUUGCAAUCGGCUUCGUGCUCGAAGGCGUCGAGGGCGGCAACGUUGAGAAGGAAUUCCCUAGCGUCUACAAGUGGCACCAGAAGCUCGUCACCAGGCCCGUCGUCCGCAAGUUCCUUGAUCUCCAGGCGGAGUCCCUCAAGAACAUCGCGGAGCGCAAGUAG
Messenger RNA from Trametes versicolor FP-101664 SS1, 690 nucleotides. RefSeq names its product glutathione S-transferase C-terminal-like protein. Bases 1 to 690 code for a protein of 229 amino acids. The transcript is spliced from 6 exons. Lineage: Eukaryota; Fungi; Basidiomycota; Agaricomycetes; Polyporales; Polyporaceae. The record is from RefSeq and is a predicted model, not a curated record.